Messenger RNA from Dermacentor andersoni, 1294 nucleotides. RefSeq lists its product as uncharacterized. Lineage: Eukaryota; Metazoa; Arthropoda; Arachnida; Ixodida; Ixodidae. The record is from RefSeq and is a predicted model, not a curated record.
ACAUUUACGGCUAACAGCUCUUUCACUGUUCUGGCAGCUGCAAGAAGCGCUUUCAUCGCAAUUGCAUCAACGUACGCCCGGAAGACUAGAACGUUUUCGCGAAAAUGGGAGUGAGCACAUUUAAGUCCCUGUCCUACGUUCGGCGGUGAUCUAAGCAAGGUAAAAAAAUAUGGCGGUGCUGCAGGCCCAGGAAUCCCAACAUUCCAGCAUUUCAGCGAGAUAGCGCCGAACGGUGACGCGCUUUCGUCAGAAGUUGUGCGCGCGUCUCCAGGUGUUCUAAACAAAGUGGACUCGCUCACGACAUAAGUGAAACGUUUGAAAACAGAAAAAAAACAUAUUCUUGCGCUCACAACUGCCGCGACUACACAAGAAGAGCGUGGCAGGCACUUCGUCCUUAUCGAAUGUGACACGCCCACUUUUCUCGUCUACUGCUGCGGCGACGAACGACGACGUGCCACCUACUAUACGACGAACGCGGCAGCCCAGCAACGCCUGAAUACCUCAGUUUCCAGCGCUUCCCUAUGCUUUGGUUGGUGGCAAAUUCCAGCCGAGUGCGCGAAAGUGGACUGCACCAGUACAUCUAACAACAUGGACUGGGAUGCUGCCGGCGUUGCGGCGACGUCGUUGGAAAGCCUCAGAGAUGUGUUCAUCUGUAGAUGCCUCUGAAGGGACUUCCACGGAACGCAAGCCUUGCGAGGGAAUGACCUCCCGUUCGCCAUUCUCCUAUCCGAUGCGGCUGUGUCUCAUUAGCCGAUCGCUGACCACAGGCCAUCCACGGGCAGCUCAGCGCGUUGUUUUGCCAAGGCUCGGUCAUCUGGCAGUCUUUCACAGUGAAUACCAGGAGACGCUGGGCAGCGGCGACAACCCGUGCGAAAACCUGUACGAGCACGUGUGCUCGGGAUGGCUGUUGUGGCUAUCGGUGACGCUGCUCAAAUGGCGCCUGGCAGAGCGCAGGAUCUCGAUGGCUCCCAACAAGGCAAGGGCUUACGGCGCCACCAAGUGGACAGUUCUGUGACGGCACCACCAUGUUUACUCUGGCGCCAGCCAAGCUGCGCCGAGUACGGCCUCGACUGCAAAGGUGUCUCUGCAGCUCGUGCUUUGCGGCGUGCGCGGAGCAGCGCAGGAUCUGCGCUGCGGCCGCAUUUCAUCCGCUGUUUCUGGCUGAACGCGCUACUUGGCCACGUCGACACGCUGGCUUAUCACGCUCAAAUCGCCGGCGUGCAUGUCCCGUGCAUAACUGCUGGAUGAACAAAUUUGUUUAUCGACUUUAAUGCAGGUGUUCGCGUAAAUUAAA